This is a messenger RNA of Prunus mume (Japanese apricot), 1828 nucleotides long. Its product is annotated as elongation factor 1-delta, putative (DUF936). The record is from RefSeq and is a predicted model, not a curated record. NCBI's taxonomy places the organism in Eukaryota, Viridiplantae, Streptophyta, Magnoliopsida, Rosales, Rosaceae.
UACUGAAACAGUGAUCCAUCAAAGUGGCGGAGGAGCAAUGGCAUCCCUAACGCCUGGCGUGCUAUCGAAGCUCCUGGACAAUGUGGGCAACAAGGACGUUAAGGUGACCGGAGAGCACCGGUCGGCGGUGCUGCAAGUCAUCGAGAUCGUGCCCUGGCCGGGAGACGAAGACAAUGCCUGGAACUGGAAGAGUAGACCCAGAGGCUUCUUCUUGAAGUUGUCUGACUCACUGCAUUCGGCCUACGUGUCCAUCACAGGAAACGACGACGACGUCGACCUGGAUUUAAUAUACAGCGACAAGAUUCAGCUGGGGCAGUUGGUGUACGUGACUCAGCUGGAUUCGGCCUCCCCUGUGCCGGUCCUUCGCGGGUUGAAGCCCAUCCCCAAGAGCAAGAGGGCUCUCUCGCCCUCACCCCCUCUCUGCCUUGGCAAUCCCAAUCCCAUUCAUUUGCUCUCCACCGCGAGACCACCUGUUGCAGCGACUCGUACAAAAACGAAACCCUCUAAUGCUAACAGGAAAGAGGGCAAUAACAAGGCCAAGCCAAAGCCCAAGUCCAAGUCCACACUCAGUCCACAGACCACUGAUAAUGAAAGGGCAAGCAGCAAUAGGUUGGCGGUGGUGGACUCAACAAGGAGGCUGAGUUUGGAUUCAGCCAGGAAGGCUUGGGAUGCACGGACUACUACGUCUACCUCGCAUUUCAAAUCUCAGUCUAAGCACCUUUCUUCCAUUCCUUCACUACUUUCUCCCGCUGUGGUUUCUGAUAAGAAGGUUUUUACUAAGAACAAUUCACAUCUUAAGCAUCCAAGUAUGAGCGUUUCACCACUGAAAAAUAAAAAUGAGACCAUUUCGCCAAAACCAACGAAUAAGUCUUCCAAGAAAGAAUUGAAGUCCUUGCCUGAGGGAGCUCUUUUGAACCAUCUUAUUAGGCUGCCCCUAAGUUUCAAAACUUGGUCCGAUCAAAAAAUUCCUUGGAAUGCUCUCCCAUCUAUCAUUAGUGAUCUUGGAAAGGGAGCUAUUUGUCAUAGGAACGUUGCAUUUUCUGGUGCUGUACGUGCACUAGAAGAAGCAUCAGCUGCUGAGGGUGUCAUUCAUUGCAUGUGCAUGUUUGCAGAACUCAGCGAGUCCUCUCACAAAGUUUCUGCAGGACCAGUGGUUGAUAAAUUUUUGGAGCUCCAUCAGAAUAUGGUGAGAGCAGCAGAGGUUGUAGACUCCUUGCUCAACACAGGCCACCGAGAUGUGAAAUCAAGCAGUUCUGGUGGCCUACAGGGUUGGGUGUCACAUGCGUGUAAAAGUUCCACUGGUAAGAAUGCCACUUCAUGGGUGGAAGCUGCGUUAGGAGCAAAUCUUUCCAAAUUCAGUUUGUUCAGAGCACAAGGCAAUGGUGGAAUUCCAAAUUGUGAGAAAUAUCAUUACAUUGUCAUAGAGAAUACUCCAGUGGAAUUUAACUUGGAAAAUUGCUCACCCCAAAAUAAACAAAAUCCUCCACGACGUAUUCCAGCUGUGAAGAAAAUGAGCACUGGGAUGGAAGAUUGCCCCAAGGAAAGGAGAUUAAAAGAGACAGCAAGUGUAAUAGAAAAACUACUCUUAGUUUCUUGUCAAUGGUUCUUAAAGUACUUGGAGGAUUCCUUAAAUGUGGGGUUCAGAUUGAACAAAGAGGAAGGCAGCUCUGAGAUUGCAUGUUUGCUGGGGCAGCUUAAAAAGGUGAAUCUAUGGUUGGAUGACUUGGUCAAGGGUGGGAUUCCAGUAGAUAAGAGAAUAACGGACUUGAGGAAGAGGUUAUAUCAGUUUGUACUGGAACACGUUGAAUCCGUUGUCUCAAGUAACUAG